GGGUGCGCACAGGAUUCAAAUGGAAAGUCCAUUCCCUAUAUAAAGGGUUGUUUUCUGCCAUUAACAAACAGAACGAUUCUUAUUUAUCUACAUUAAACACUGUCAGUUAAUAAAAUUAUUGGUCGGUCGACAUGAAGCUUUUGAUUUGUUUAUUGCUUGUCACUGUGGCGUAUGCCGUGGAGGACAAGGCAGCAGAUGACAAAAAUGUUAAAAAACGUGGCCUCCUGGGUCUUGGAUAUGGAUAUGGAGGAUAUGGGGCACAUGGAGUAAUUGAUGGAGGCUGGGCUCAUGGUGGUUUAGCACAUGGAGGUUGGGCAAAUGGAGGCUGGGCGCAUGGACAUGAUCAUCACACAACUGUUGUGACUAAAACUGUCGCCGUACCACAUGCCGUCCCUGUUCAUGUCCCAGUUCAUGUCCCUGUUGAUCGACCAUAUCCAGUGAAGGUACCAGUUGCUGUUCCCAAACCCUAUCCAGUAGCUGUUCCAGUACCUCAACCCUAUCCAGUUGUACACACCAAAACAGUGGCAGUUCCAGUUCAUAUCGACAGACCAGUUCAUGUUCCAGUUCCUGUCAAGGUUGCCGUUCCAGCUCCAUACCCCGUUAAGGUGCCAGUUCAUCACACAGUUCCAGUUCCAGUCGCAGUUCCACAUCCCGUGGUUGUGAAGGAAACAGUUCCAGUUCUCGUCCACGGUCAUGGUCAUGGUUACGGUCACGGUCUCGGUCACGGCCACGGUCUCUAUGGUCACUAUUAGAAAAGUUAAAAUUUCAACACAUCACUCACUCAUUCCACACCUCAAAGAAAAAAAAAAUCAUCAUCUACUGCCUUUUUUUAUCAUGUGAUGUGUGUUAUCAUCUUUGACAAUCCGAUCAAAACUAUCUUUUAUAUUUUAUACACUGACAGCGUUGACUGAAAAUUAGUGUCUUGACAUUCUUUUAUAAAGAAAAUCAUGUGCAUGAUCUCACAUUUACAUAUAUGUCAUCGCCACAUUCAAAAUAGGAAAGUCAAUAAAUAAUAUGCAUGUGGAUCGAGAAAAAAUGAAGAAAGAAAGGGCAAAACUUUCACGCCAAAUGUUCGAUUUGAAGAAAAUAAAUUAAUAUAAAACUUAUGUUAAAAAUUAA
Molecule: messenger RNA, 1119 nt
Organism: Leptopilina heterotoma
Lineage: Eukaryota; Metazoa; Arthropoda; Insecta; Hymenoptera; Figitidae
Product: cuticle protein 65-like
Exons: 4
Coding region: 132-752 (206 amino acids)
Source: RefSeq, a predicted model, not a curated record